GCAGGAUCAGAUGGUGAUAUAUGAUAGAGAGAGAUUUUAUACCUGAAGUGACCAUCAGACAUAUCCAAGAUGUUAUUUGCUGUAUACACGCAGAAUUUCAUCGUCUUCUGACGAACCAAAGUUGCUUCUUUCCAUUGCUUACUCAGAAAUGGCACUGACCCUGAAAUAUGGACCCAGGCUACAUGCGGUCCUCAUGAGGCAUGCGUCUUGGACACCAAAACAGGCAAGAAAGAAAGAGAGCAACCAUGAUCAGUGCCAAGAGACUCGCUCAAAUGGUGAAGAAGUGGCAAAGAAUGGCAGCCUUCGGCAGGAAGAGACUUACAUGGACGGCGCCCAAAGCAACCGAUAAAUGCUGCAGUUCUGUGGCAGUGAAGGGCCAUUGCAUCAUGUACACCGCCGAUGGGAGGCGGUUCGAGGUCCCGUUGGCGUUCCUCGCCACGACGAUCUUCGCAGAGCUCCUCAGGAUCUCUCAGGAGGAGUUCGGCUUCACAAGCGAUGGAGGGAUCACAUUGCCUUGUGAUGCAGAGGUUAUGGAGUAUGUCAUGUGCUUGCUCAAAAGAAAUGCAUCAGAAGAAGUUGUCAGGGCAUUCCUGAGCACCAUUGUGAAGCCUUGCCACUAUGGGAGUGGCUUUGCACAAUCCUUGGGAUUUGUCCAACAAGUAGCAGCUUCUAGCUUCUGACAAAUUAUGUAGAGUUAAUCUUUUUCAUUUUUCUUCUUCUGAAUGAUGUAAAUAUGGAGACAUGAAGUCAGAAAUAGAAAUUGCAAGUAUUCACAUCAAAGGAACAAGUUCGUUCUCUGUUUUUUUCUUAA
Oryza sativa Japonica Group (Japanese rice) is the source of this 811-nucleotide messenger RNA. Its product is annotated as auxin-responsive protein SAUR36-like. Gene Ontology annotation, biological process: response to auxin. The record is from RefSeq and is a predicted model, not a curated record. Lineage: Eukaryota; Viridiplantae; Streptophyta; Magnoliopsida; Poales; Poaceae.